UGGUAUUGGGUAUUGCCAUGGCACGGUUUUAUAUGCAGAAAGGAACACACAAAGGCCUAUUCAGAAGUGUUCAAAAGACGCUGAAAUUUUUCCAGACAUUUGCUUUGCUUGAGGUAGUCCACUGUGCAGUUGUUCACACCUCUGUGCUUGUGACUGGGGUCCAAGUGAGUUCAAGAAUCUUCAUGGUGUGGUUCAUUGCACAUAGUAUAAGACAGAUCCAGAAUGAGGAGAGCGUUAUUCUUUUUCUGGUCGUAUGGACUGUGACAGAGAUUACUCGAUAUUCCUUCUACACAUUCAACCUGCUCAACCAUUUGCCACACUUCAUUAAAUGGGCCAGAUACAACUUUUUUAUCAUUUUGUAUCCUGUUGGAGUUGCAGGUGAACUGUUAACUAUAUAUGCUGCCUUACCAUAUGUGAAGAAAACAGGAAUGUUUUCACUGAGACUUCCCAACAAAUACAAUGUUUCUUUUGACUACUAUUACUUCCUUAUUGCUGUCAUGAUCUCCUAUAUACCAUUAUUUCCACAACUCUACUUCCACAUGCUGCGGCAGAGAAGAAAGGUGCUUUAUGGAGAAGUGAUUGUAGAAAAGGACGAUUGAAUCAACUCCUGUAACUAUGGUGCUUUUAAUGGAAAAAUGAGGGUAAAACCCCAAAACUUCCUGUGAUUUUUCUGAGUCCAAGUUUUAAAACAUGGAACAAGAAUAAACAACUGUGCAUAAAAUAUCAUGGAUUGUAUUAUUUUUACAGUUUAACAUAUCUUCAGCCUUGUGUUUUCAU
Messenger RNA from Tinamus guttatus (white-throated tinamou), 777 nucleotides. Lineage: Eukaryota; Metazoa; Chordata; Aves; Tinamiformes; Tinamidae. The record is from RefSeq and is a predicted model, not a curated record.